Fomitopsis serialis is the source of this 2850-nucleotide messenger RNA. RefSeq lists its product as uncharacterized. Gene Ontology annotation, biological process: mRNA splice site recognition. The record is from RefSeq and is a predicted model, not a curated record. Gene Ontology annotation, molecular function: mRNA binding. The transcript is spliced from 5 exons. Bases 64 to 2724 code for a protein of 886 amino acids. Lineage: Eukaryota; Fungi; Basidiomycota; Agaricomycetes; Polyporales; Fomitopsidaceae. Gene Ontology annotation, cellular component: cytosol.
GCCGCCCGAGACGGCGGCUUCCACAGGGAGAGCAUCGGCCGCGACUUCGCGGCGCCGGAGCUCAUGUCGCCCAGCUUCUACGGCUCCUCGCCGCCUGUCAGCGCCGAUCGCCGGUCGCUGACGGCGGGGGCGUACCAUGGGUCUGGCUUCCCGUCGUAUGUGGCGCCCCGCCUCUUCGCGCCGUCACAGGGCCUCGGCGCAGCGGCGGCCAGUGACACUUGGAACCCAAAAGCAGCCACUGCCACGAAUGUCACCAAGCACAACGACGCGGGCGUGACAGCCCAAGUUCAACCGUCCCUCUCCUCCUUCGUCCACAACCACAACCACACCCCUCCUCCUCCUCCGCGCGGUCCCCCCGUCCCCGACCUCUACAGUUCCCCCCUCUCUGCUACGGCUGCAGCCUUCACCGACCGCGACCCCCGCGAUCUCUAUCUCUCUCAGCGACAUCUCCACCAGCAGCCACAGCAGCACCACCCCCAGCCCGCCUCCCCCGCCGCGCAGCUCCAGCACCCGAGCCCGCAGUCCCUCCCCUCUCCAACAACCAGUGCAGCCACUACCCGCUCUACACUCUGGUGGGGCGAACUCGAGCCGUGGAUGGACGAAGAGUACGCUAAGCAGGUCUGCAGCAUCAUGGGCUGGGACCCCCUCAGCAUCAAGGUCCCUCGCCCUGCGCCCGACCCCAUCACCGGCCAGCAGGCCAACAACCCGGGAUAUUGUUUCCUGACGUUCCCCUCCCAAUCCCACGCCGCUUCCGUGUUGUCGCAGAUCAACAACAACACCGGGAACCCCAUCAUUAUGCCCAACUCGAGCAAGCCGUUCUCGCUCAACUGGGCGUCGUCCGUCCCUUCCGCGUCCAUGCCACCAGCAGCGCCGGGCCAGACGAUCACCCUCCCCAGCGGCCAGAACCCCCAAUACCCGAAAGAGUACAGCAUCUUUGUGGGCGACCUUGCCCCCGAGGUGUCCAAUUCCGACCUCGUCGCUGUAUUCCGCAACCCAGUGCUUGGUCUACGCAACGAUCGGGAGCCUCGCUUCAUUAGGCCCUUCCUGAGCUGCAAGAGCGCGAAAAUCAUGCUCGACCCGGUCACGGGCGUCUCCCGCGGGUAUGGGUUUGUGAGGUUCACCGAUGAGGCAGAUCAACAGCGCGCGCUAGUUGAAAUGCAUGGCCUGUAUUGCCUGUCGCGUCCAAUGCGGAUCUCUCCCGCGACGGCAAAGUUCAAGCCUGCACCCGGUAUGGCAGGCGUUGACUUCUCGCAGAUGCCGUUCCCACUUGUUUCGCCGGCUGCGCCGUCUGCACCCGAGCAGCAAAGCCAAGUCACCGUUGCUUUGCCUCUGCCGAAUGCCGCUCAGGCGAAGAGCGUGUCAGCACCGUUGGCGGGUGCUGCGACAAAUAUGAUGAACGGCGGCAACUUCUCCAAUUCGUCUUCCAAUGCGUCGUCCUUGGGCUCGGGCACCAGUGCCACUUCGUCGUCGACUCUCGUCUCCGCACCCUCCGAAGAGGCCAUGAAGUUUGUGACCGGUGGCGGGAUUCCUGUUGGUGGCAAUACCCCGGCGCCGUCCGUCACGGCAGCGUUCGCUGCCGGUGAGCAGGCGUCUGACCAGAGCAUGGCGCAGAAGUUCAAUAUCUCCGAGGAAUCGUGGAAGCACCACGCACAGGCCCGCGCCAUUCUGUCCAACCUCAUUGGCCCGAAUGGCGAGCAGCUCACGUCUUCCGAUCCUUACAACACGACUGUGUUCGUCGGAGGCUUGUCCCCGCUAAUCUCGGAAGACACGCUGAGGACGUUCUUCGCGCCGUUCGGUGACAUUCACUACGUCAAAGUACCUGUCGGCAAGCAUUGCGGCUUCGUCCAGUUUGUUCGGAAGCCCGACGCGGAGCGUGCGAUUGAGAAGAUGCAAGGCUUUCCUAUCGGUGGCAGUCGAAUCCGCCUGAGCUGGGGUCGCAGCCAAUCCCAAGCAGCCGCUCAAGCCGCGCAGGCAGCUGCCUUUCAGGCCCAAUACCAAACUCAGCUUUCUCAACCGAACGGCACCACAUUGACGCCUGAGCAGGCGAUCCAAUUGUUGGAGAGAUUUGGGAUCAGCAACUUCGGCGCCAAUGGUGGUGGUCCUUCCAACGGUAGUGGAAGCGACGCUCAACCAGCUCUGUACCCAGAUGUCAACGGGAACCGUCAAGCACUCCUGAACGCGUUCAAUCCGUCGAUCUUCGGCUCCCGUCCUGAGACGAACUCGGCGCCCACGACCGCGACUGGGUUCUCGCCUUUCUCGCCCGACCCGAACUAUCUCAAUGAAGGGGCGAAGAGCCAAGACCCCGCUUCCAACGCGCACCAGCAGCCCUUCUCUAACGGCUCUAACGCGUCCAAAGGUUACCCCGCGUGGUACAACCCCUCUCACGAUGAGAAAGUCACGAGCGGCAACGGCAAGAUCUCCCCCACGUCUGCACUGCACGCCAUUCGUCCGCCAAGCACGUCGCAGCGGUUCAAUACUCUGCUCGGAGACCCCUCGUCUGCGUUCCAGAGCGCGCGUUCGUCGUCGCGGCAGGAGGCUCCCAUUAGCAGGCCUGACCUUACUAGGAAGGGCUCGCAAACGCGCGAGCAGUACGGGCACCACGAGCACGAGCAAGACACAAUCCAGGAUCUGAACGGAACGCUCGCCAGCCUGGACCUCAACAAUAGCCCGGGGAUGUGGAUGAGCGGGGACAACACAAACAUGCUCACUUCAUCGUCGUCCUGAAGCCGAUCUCAUGCAACUCGUAUGUCGUCCUUGAAUUAUUUGUCUGUCACAGUCCGUCGUUCGCUCUGUUUCGUUAUGGCUUUGUCCCAACAUACCAUGUCUUCGUGUUUGUCUGCGUCUCGUCCA